Capsella rubella is the source of this 1729-nucleotide messenger RNA. Its product is annotated as UDP-glucuronic acid decarboxylase 4. Gene Ontology annotation, biological process: D-xylose metabolic process. Gene Ontology annotation, molecular function: NAD+ binding; UDP-glucuronate decarboxylase activity. The transcript has 7 exons. The coding region runs from base 242 to 1555 and encodes 437 amino acids. Gene Ontology annotation, cellular component: cytoplasm. Lineage: Eukaryota; Viridiplantae; Streptophyta; Magnoliopsida; Brassicales; Brassicaceae. The record is from RefSeq and is a predicted model, not a curated record.
UUCUUAACUUACUUUAUAAAAAAGAGAGAGAGAGAGAGAGAGAGAAUAAAUAAGGGAACCCAAAUUCGCAUUUCACUCCCGUCCUAAAGAGCUCAGACUGACUCAGUCUCCGGCGUCUUCUACUCGGGUAAUAUCAUUCACUCUCCGAUUCCUUCUCCUCUCUUUUCUCCCUCUCUCUCUUUAUCUCCAUCGUUUUACCCCUUCCUGAUUUCAAUCGACGAAGAAGAAGAAGAAGAAGAAGAUGGCGUCUGAGCUGACAUACCGGCGUCACGAGGUGGGGCAACCUGAAGCGGAAUCUUACUACCCGAAGCCGAUAAAGCCGUGGUUCGUAGCGAUUCGUCCGAUCCGCUACAUGCUCCGAGAACAGAGACUCGUCUUCGUUCUCGUCGGCAUUGCAAUCGCCACGUUAGCCUUCACUCUCUUCUCCAAAUCCCCCAGCCCACCACCAGUCCCUUACGGAGGCCCGGAUCCUCUUGCCGAAUACGGAAUGCGAUCGGCGCUUCAGAGGAAGCCAACCAUCAAGUACAUGAGCCGGAUCGGAUCCGCAGGCGGCAAAAUCCCUCUGGGCCUGAAACGCAAAGCCCUGAGGGUUGUUGUCACCGGUGGAGCCGGUUUCGUCGGGUCUCACCUGGUGGACCGCUUGAUCGCCCGAGGAGAUAACGUCAUCGUCGUUGACAAUUUCUUCACCGGUAAUAAAGAGAACGUGAUGCACCACUUCAGCAACCCCAAUUUCGAACUUAUCCGUCACGAUGUCGUUGAGCCCAUCCUCCUCGAGGUUGAUCAGAUCUAUCAUCUCGCCUGCCCUGCCUCUCCCGUCCAUUACAAAUUCAAUCCCGUCAAGACUAUUAAGACGAAUGUGGUGGGAACACUGAACAUGUUGGGUCUAGCGAAGCGAGUUGGUGCCAGAUUCUUACUCACCAGUACCAGUGAGGUCUACGGAGAUCCUCUUCAGCAUCCUCAGGUCGAGACUUACUGGGGCAACGUUAAUCCCAUCGGUGUUCGGAGUUGUUACGACGAAGGCAAACGUACGGCGGAGACUUUGACCAUGGAUUACCACAGAGGCGCUAAUGUUGAGGUUAGGAUUGCUCGGAUCUUCAAUACUUACGGCCCAAGAAUGUGUAUCGAUGACGGUCGUGUGGUUAGCAACUUCGUUGCCCAGGCUUUAAGAAAAGAGCCAAUGACUGUUUAUGGUGAUGGUAAGCAGACAAGGAGUUUCCAGUUUGUCUCUGAUCUGGUGGAGGGUCUCAUGAGGCUGAUGGAGGGAGAACACGUCGGUCCAUUCAACCUUGGUAACCCUGGUGAAUUUACCAUGCUCGAGCUCGCUAAGGUGGUUCAAGAGACCAUUGACCCGAAUGCAAAGAUAGAGUUUAGACCAAACACUGAGGACGACCCACACAAGAGGAAACCAGACAUCACAAAGGCCAAAGAACUUCUUGGUUGGGAACCAAAGGUGGCUCUACGCCAAGGACUCCCACUUAUGGUCAAAGAUUUCCGUCAACGUGUCUUUGGCGACCAAAAGCAGCUUUCUUCCACCACCUCAUCAUCAACAGAGUAACUGUAGCCAGCUUUGCUCUAGAAGACAGGAGAGGAGAGCCUCAGUUUCUUUUCGUUCUCUUUUUGUUUUUAAUUUUGAUUUCCAUUUCACCAUUCGUGGCAAUGUAGCGGGAGAUUGGACAGCACACCCAUUUAAACUUUUAUUCUUUUUAAUGCAAUUAUUUUAGUCUGGUCA